ACCAGGCCAGCAGGCAUGGCCAGGGGGAGGCUAGCCAGGAGGCUCCUGGAUAUUAAAGUCAUACCACUGACGGGCUUCAUCUCCUCGGAGCCAGGGACAGGAUGCCAUUGCACUACACACACAUCUCACGAAGCUCAGCAGCAACCACCAAGCAUGCAACCAGAACUUGAGAACCAAACUACAGGAGAGGGGGAAGACUGUGGCACUCAGGUCAAUGUCAUCAAUCGUAUGGCUGCACUUCCUGUGGUCAGUUCAACUUUGUCCCAAGUGACCAAUGCUUACAACUGGAGUAAGGACAAGAAUAGUCUGGUCAAGUAUACUCUGGAAAUGGCUGAAAGUACUGUAGCCAUGGCUGCUAGCACAGCCCAGCCGGUGGUCAAUAGACUUGAAGGACCAAUUUCUGCUGUUAAUGAAUAUGCUAACCAGCAGAUGGAUAAACUUGAAGAGAAGGUCCCAGUCAUCACUGAAUCACCAGAGAAGAUGAUGAUGAAUCUCCAGGAUGGCACUAAGAAGAUGAUUGAGAAUACCAAGAAAGCUGGUUCAGAUCGCAUCAAUAACCUUCUACUGACCAGACUUGGGAAGGCACUGACCACUGGAGUGGACACUGCUCUACUGCUUUCUGAGUUUGCUGUGGAUUACUACCUUCCUGAUGAAAACACCGCUAACAACGGUGAGGUGCAGGUCCCAGACCAAGCUUUAGCUGCUGCUGGAGUUGAACCUGAAGAUCAUAUCCCUGAGGAUAAGCCCCUUGAGGCGACUGUCCAGAAAGCAAGCCGUGUGUCCAACAAGGUCAGACGUCGUGUUGUCAACAAAGCCAUGCGUAAUGUCCGUUAUGCUCAGAAGCGUAGUCAGGAGACGCUUGAUAAACUGCACUUUACUGUAGACUUGAUCGAGUAUGCUCGUACAAACAUCGAUUCAGCUAACAAGGCUGUCCAGUCUCGGAUUGACACCACCCAUCAAACUCUCUCUAAAACCUGGGACGACUGGACAUUGGAAGAAGAGAGUGAUGCCAAGAAGGAUGUUGACGCUGUGAACGGAGAACAGAAGACCUUAGCCAUUGCUCGCAAUCUUGCUGGUCGUCUACAAGUCUUGAGUGGUAACAUUGCAGGCUGUGUUCGUCUUCUACCCCAGAAUCUAAGAGGCAAGGUAGAGGAAGGUCGUGAGCUUGCUGAUGCCCUUUAUAACUCACUGGAAGAGGUGCAGACGAUCCGUGAUCUACCAGCCAAUGUCCUUGUGACUGCUAAACAACAAUUGAACAAGAUGUCUGAUAUCUCCAUGUCUGUUGCUGAUUUCCUUGUCUCUUCAACACCACUUCAGUGGCUGGUACCCCAACAGGUUCCUGAUGUGGACAUCGAUUCCAUUGAGUUUGACAACUUGGCAGGGUCUGAUGAAUAUGACUUUGAUAUCCGUAGUGACACCUCCAGCGACCUGUAAUUGUUGACCUUUGACCUCUGCACAGUUUCUUCAAUGCUUCUUCAUAAAUUCCAUAUUAGGCCUAAUUUCUUCAGGAAAUCAGUAGACUGCAAAAUUGUGUACAUUUUGUUCUUAGAAAUGGCAGAAGUAUUUUUUCGUAUUUGAUAACUUGUUGCAAUGUAAUUUUCCUGUUAAAACAACAUUACAAUGGAGAAUAUUGUGAAAAAUGAAGAAAGACUUCUCUUGUGUUAGAAAGUGAUUUGAUCCUCACUACUUUUUAAGGAUUUCUAUCGUUAAACAAUAAUUCAAGUAGUUACAACUGUUACAAAUGACAUCAACGUGUACAGUCACACCACAGGUUCCUAUGGUAAUGAGCAAAUAGGCCAGAUUCAUCCAUAUCCUCUUAUGGCUGAAUCCUCCUUCCUGCAAAAUGUCUUCAAUUGUGAUAUUUUCUUUCUCUUAAGAAUUUACCUACUUCAUCCUCUAGUCAAAUGAAAUAUCUGCAAAAUUGACAGAGUAAAUGUUUCUCUUUCAUGUAGGUCACUUAUUAUGUAUAAAAUAUUUUGAUAGAUGAGAGAAUUUCAGGCCUGAAGAUGUGCAUCAAAACUGAAUCUUCUUCCUCCGUUUUCUUUUGAAAAUUGUGCAAAACUUUUUAUUCUGAGCCUGAAAGAUAUCUAGAAUAUAUAUCAUUACAAAGCUGAAUUUCUAUACUUUCUCACAAUGUCACUCUUAAUAUGCAAGAUCUUUUAAUCGGGUCAAGAUCACACUUUUCCCACCAAGUUACAAGACAAGAUUUCUAAAAAUUUUGGAGUAGCAUUAAGUCUAGAUUUCUGAUUGGCUGGAUAAUGCUUCAAAGCAACAAGCACAGGGAAUGAGAUUACCACAUGGGGAGUGUGACUUUGCCGUGAAUCCAGCACUGGAGGCAUUGAGUGUAUGGUCUCUUUGACCAAUCAGAGUACAGUAUUCUUGUUUUCAAGCUGCUUUUUAUGUACUUGGCCAAUGAAUAGUGUGAUCUUGACUCGAUUAAAACAAUUCUUGUUCUUGUUUUGACAUCUAUACCAUUUUAAAGCAUAGAUAUUAAGCUUUAUCAUGAUUUCAAAAUCAUUUAGGCUCAAACAAAAAUAAAGUGUAAAAAUAAUUUUUUUCAGGUGAAAAUCAUUACUUUGUAGCAUAUUUUAGAUCGAAGUUUCACCUACAUUACAAAAUCUUUAAAUGAAUUCAAACACAUGACCUGAAAGAAUAAUCUUCUUUACAAUACUGUAGUACCAAAAUCAUGAAAUUUGAUAUAUAUAUGUAGAGCAGCAUUGACCGAAUGAAAAGAGGUGUUAUGGUCUGCAUCAAGCUCAUUAAAUAUGCAAAACCUCUCCUCUAGUUAUGAAUAUCACUUGGAUGAAAGAAACCACUUUUUGGGACCUACCUAAUGACUGUGCAGGUGUGAUGUUAUCUUUUUGAUUAACUGUCAAAGAUUUGUUUGUUAGUACAGCCAAUAUGUGCUCAUACACAAUCAUACUUAAGUUUUCUCUUGUCUUGUAUCUUGGCAUCAAAUUUGUGUAUUUUCUUUUUUCUCUCAUUUUGAUUCUAAGAAAUUUUAAUCUGGUGCCCAGAUGUCACUCCACUCCUGCACAAUUAUCUGUAAAAUUAAAAGAUGCCAUUCUUUUCUAGAUCAUUCUUUCAUGUGUGCAUGAGUGUUGCAGGGUUUUAAACUUAUAAGAUACAUUCAAUUGUAUAACUUUGUGAAACUAGGUAAAUGGCAAACAAGGAACAAAAAAAAUACAAUCAAUUUUGAAAAGAGAUUGUAUCUACUCAUAUACUGUAUAUUACAUGCCCUGGUCAGAGAGUAUAUAGAAAGCAGAGGUAUUCUAAUCUAGGUGGAAAAAUGAAAUGCAAUGGGAUUACUCAAUUUUAUGUUUUCAUGUUAAGUAUUCUCAAGUAAUAUUCAAUGGUGACUAGCUUCAUCCAUACUAUUUAAUUUAUAAUAGUUUUUAUGUCCAUCAUCUUAUAUCCAGCAUACACAUUGGUACAUUGGUUGAAUGUGUUAUUAUGUAGCUUUACAUAUUAUAUAGAAAAACAUUAAUACCGGUAUUCAAGGACUCUAUUACUAUGUUCUUCAAAGUAGAAACAAUAAAAAUCUUUGAUACCCGACUUAAAAUAAAUGUAGCGUCUCAGAAAUGUUUGGGCAAAAAUGAUUAAAAAUUUAGAAUUGAUUUUGACUCCCUCAACAUAAUUUUAAUUCUAAAUGAAUUUAAGAUUUAAUAGCAUCUCAAUUUCUCAAGGUAGAGCAUGUAAAACUUUGCCUUUUGGGCUACAUAUAAG
Lytechinus variegatus (green sea urchin) is the source of this 3726-nucleotide messenger RNA. RefSeq names its product perilipin-2-like. NCBI's taxonomy places the organism in Eukaryota, Metazoa, Echinodermata, Echinoidea, Temnopleuroida, Toxopneustidae. Gene Ontology annotation, cellular component: cytosol; lipid droplet. The record is from RefSeq and is a predicted model, not a curated record. Bases 16 to 1434 code for a protein of 472 amino acids. The transcript is spliced from 10 exons. Gene Ontology annotation, biological process: positive regulation of triglyceride storage; lipid storage. Gene Ontology annotation, molecular function: transcription corepressor activity.